Molecule: messenger RNA, 5484 nt
Organism: Echinops telfairi (small Madagascar hedgehog)
Lineage: Eukaryota; Metazoa; Chordata; Mammalia; Afrosoricida; Tenrecidae
Gene: EDEM1
Product: ER degradation enhancing alpha-mannosidase like protein 1
Exons: 10
Biological process (GO): carbohydrate metabolic process; mannose trimming involved in glycoprotein ERAD pathway; endoplasmic reticulum mannose trimming
Cellular component (GO): membrane; endoplasmic reticulum
Molecular function (GO): mannosyl-oligosaccharide 1,2-alpha-mannosidase activity; calcium ion binding
Source: RefSeq, a predicted model, not a curated record
UGCGGCCCGGCCCACUGGGGCUACGCGCUGGGCUGCCGGGGCCGCGGCCCGGACGAGUACGAGAAGCGCUACAGCAGCGCCUUCCCUCCGCAGCUGAGAGCCCGGAUGCGCGACCUGGCGCGCGGCAUGUUCGUCUUCGGCUACGACAACUACAUGGCGCACGCCUUCCCCCAGGACGAGCUGAACCCCAUCUACUGCCGAGGCCGGGGGCCCGACCGUGGGGACCCUUCAAAUCUGAACAUCAAUGAUGUCCUAGGGAACUACUCUUUGACUCUUGUUGACGCGUUGGAUACACUUGCAAUAAUGGGAAAUUCAUCCGAGUUCCAGAAAGCAGUCAAGUUGGUGAUCAACACGGUUUCAUUUGACAAAGAUUCCACUGUCCAAGUCUUUGAGGCCACAAUAAGGGUUCUGGGCAGCUUGCUUUCUGCCCACAGAAUCAUAACUGACUCCAGACAGCCCUUUGGCAACAUGACCAUUCAGGACUAUGAUAAUGAAUUGCUGCAUAUGGCUCAUGAUCUGGCCGUGCGACUUCUCCCUGCCUUCGAAAACACCAAGACGGGCAUUCCUUAUCCUCGGGUGAAUUUAAAGACAGGCGUUCCUCCUGACAGCAAUAAUGAGACGUGCACAGCAGGAGCUGGUUCCCUCCUGGUGGAGUUUGGGAUUCUGAGCCGACUGCUGGGGGACUCCACGUUUGAGUGGGUGGCCAGACGAGCCGUGAAAGCCCUGUGGAACCUCCGGAGCAAUGGCACAGGGCUACUAGGUAAUGUUGUGAACAUACAGACGGGCCACUGGGUUGGAAAGCAGAGUGGCUUAGGUGCUGGCCUGGACUCCUUCUAUGAAUACCUCUUGAAAUCUUAUAUUCUCUUUGGAGAAAAAGAAGACCUGGAAAUGUUUAAUGCUGCAUAUCAGAGUAUUCAAAACUACUUAAGAAGAGGUCGGGAGGCCUGUAAUGAAGGAGAAGGGGAUCCCCCACUCUACGUCAAUGUGAACAUGUUCAGUGGGCAUCUGAUGAACACCUGGAUUGACUCUCUGCAGGCCUUCUUCCCUGGACUGCAGGUACUUGGGGGGUGUAGCUUCUCGGAUGUGACUCAGGGUGGGUCCCGCCUCAUUUUCCACAUUUACCCGUUACUCAUCACGGCAACCAAGAAUCCCUUCUACCUCCAUGUAGGAAUGGACAUCCUGCAGAGUCUGGAAAAGCACACAAAAGCCAAGUCAUGCAACCGUGUUCCCGAUGAGAGGAGGUACUCCCUUCCCUUAAAGAGCAUCUACAUGCGGCAAAUUGACCAGAUGGUUGGCUUGAUUUGAUCUGCUGUCCUGCUUUAAGCCAGAGAUAAACGACUGAGCCCGAACUGUGCUGAAUUCCAGUUUGAAGUGGAAGGAACAGGACAGACGCCUGGCCAUCCAUGAUGGUGUAGGGAUCUCUGUCCAACUGCUGUUCUUGCUAACUCUAGUGUUUCUCUUCUGUUCAAUAAAAUGCCCCUGUUUUUCUGAAGGGUAUCAUUGGCAAUGAGAAAGCAUAUGCAGAUUGGCUUUUAUGAAAUGCUAGUGAUCUUAAAUAUCAUGAUGGGGCAUCUUUGGAUUGUUUUUCACAGCUUCCUACUUUACAAUCCGAGUCUCUUCCUUUGCCAGCACUCCCCACAUCUGUGACAUUGCUACCUCUCUGUCAGGGGACUGUGAAUGGGCAUUUUCUGGAAAAGGACCGAGGUUUCCUUGCCAUCCCUUUCUAUUGCUGAAGAUGUCAUCCUGUCUUUCAUUGGAUAACUGGGCUCUCCCUCAGAUAGCCAGCCAAUUUUUAUUGCCUGGGGGAAACCACCCAGUGGUCCAUUUGCACCCCUUGUAACUUCAGUGUUACAGAUUGUUUGCUUAGGAGUGAUGGAGAUGCUUGACCAGCAUUCUCACAGGCACUCUCCUAAGUUAUCACAUCCUGUGUUAAGGAAGUCAACUGGCAGAUCAUCUGGACAGUAUUUUGCUUUUCUUUUGAACAUGAACUUACCUGGGGAGUUUACAUAGUCCCAGAACCAGGUGCCUUUUGGGGAGAGAACAAUACCUAAGAUAGUCUGAGCCUCCAUCUUGCUUAUAUUUGCUAAGCAAGGACUCACGGUUCUGAUCAUGUUUGAGUUAGACAUUUGUUUUGGCUUGUUUCAGACAUCUAGUGCCAAAGAGUAGGCUAAGUCAGGGAGAGAGGAAAUGGUCCCAGACCUCCUGGCGCCCUUGAGGUGUGCUCACUCUGACUCAGGCUUUAGGUCAGUGCCUUCCUCUGGUUUAGGUGUGGGUCCCAGGGUGCCAAAGUGAUUGCUGUGGUUUCUGUCACCACAGUGGGACCACAGUAAAGAUGGGUGGGACAGCGAGUUUGUCAGGAAGGUGCUUGCAAGGGCUCGGCCAUUCUUCACUUUAACUGAUAUUUUAAGACUGGGUAUGCUAAAAUGCCUUCUUUCUUUUCCACUACUUCUUUAGCCAGAACAGAAGUCUCUCUGAAUUUGCGCCGAGUGCCCAUGCAGUGCAGAACAGCGCCCGAGCCCUAGUCUGGCUUCCGUGGAGCGUCAGAAGUGGAAAUGCAUUCCCUAAGAACACGCCAGCUGCACAUGCCGUGUGUUUCACCUGCCCCUCUCUGCCCACUGCACAGGGUGCGUGUCAGUCAGAGAGCGAGUAAUAAGCGCUGUCUUUAGCCCUUGCGUUUUCAGUCAGAAGGGAGACAUUUGUAUUCCUCCCUGGAAAUUUAAGGGUUACUCUUUUUAAAAGUAGAUGUAUAAUUCAGUUCUUUUGAGAUUUUUAGCAAGGGGGUUUUCAAUAACGUUUUACCCCUUAACUUUACUAUGCAAAUUAUUUUAAAGUAAAAAAAUAAAAUGCUUUUGCUUUCCCAUUUUCUGUUCAUUUCAAAAGUGAACUUCUGUUUCUCAACAGAAUCUUAUCUACUGAAUAGACAUUUUCUGCUGUAUAUAUAUAUUUUAAAUGGUUUUCAUGUCAAACCAGAAUGUCCAUGGUAUCUUUUUCUCUGACCUAAGUAAAACAGGGCGAUUGGUGGUGUGUCCAGGAGGGAGUGUGUCCAUUGUCUCUCCGAGGCCUUUUGGCUGACCUGGCUUGCAGCUUCUGCAGCAGCUGUGAUCAGUUAGGGCUCCAGGGCCCCUUCUCCUGUGGGCUCAGGCUUCGCUUGUAUUAACUCCAAACGCUCUUGUCUUCCUGAAGCCACCCCUGUCCAGAACAUGUGAAUGAGGGGCAUGUCCAGCUCCUCAGUUCCCACUCCAACGUUGGAUGUUGCCUAGUCCGUGGUUCAUGGGGUGAGACACUGUCUCAGACCAGUCCUGAAAAGUAGCCAUGCUCAAAGUGUACCUGUUUUUAUUGUUGUUUUUAGCCGGAAUGCCAACAACUGUGAUAUCACAUGCAAGGCUUUUUCUUUCGUGUGUUCUGAAGUAUGGGAGGGGAAGGCUGAGGCGGGGCCUUUCAGGGACAUCACAUGCUUGGUCGGUUGCCCAAAACAUGAAUGGACCUCAUUUUCUGGAAUAGCUGUGAACUUGACCCAUCUUUGUAUUUCCAUGUGUAGUAUCCACUUUGUCAACACAGUGAAAGUGGUUUUGCAAACCUGCUGUAGAAAACUUCCUCCUAAUUUGGCUUCCAGUCUUAAUUCUUGUAAUGCCAAGAUCUAAGUCUUUACAACACACACUUGGCCACUUGAUGCAGUGGGAGUGCAGGUGUCAAAGAUAGUGAUUGCUAGUGCUCUGGUUUGCUGUGGUGGCCUUUAUGGGAAACUGCUUCUGGAAAACCAGUUUGCUACAGUUCGUGGCCAAAACUUGCUUUGCACACCAGAACCCCCAGGUGCUGAGGAUGCCCUGGGCAUUGUCCUGGAUCAGGGAAUGUGCACACGUCACUUGAAUAGUUUUCUAUGUAUUUAACAACAUCCACCAGGGUAGUGGUAAUGUCUUCACAGGUGCAUGUCAGAGGGGAGAGUAUAGUUACCAGGCUUGGCAGGUGCAGCCAAGCACUCUGGACGAAGGCCUUCUACCCACUUCCCCCGCCUCCAAGAACAAGAUCCAUCUUAGCUGUUCUCUUGGGCUCAGUUUACCAAAUGAUUGCAAAUUGAAAUUCUUUACAUUGUUCCCUGCCUAGUAUGAUAACAUGGAUUGUUCAGUUGCACCGCUCCUCCACUUUUUGCUCAACUUCUUUGCAUCAUCUUGAUGGGCAGAAUCUUCUCUCAGGAGGAACAAUCGUUGAUGUCAUCAGGUUGAGUAGCCCUAGUGUUUGCAGGUGCCUGCCUGUUAGAGGGAUUCCUUGAGCAGACCUGAAAUGGAUGCAUGAGAGAUCUGCCUGGACCUAGUCUACCUUAUCAUCAAUGCUUCGGCUCCUGGAGCUGACUCAAUGAGUGUUGAACACAGCGGGCAUGGCUCUAACAUAGCGGGUGCGUUUCCGCAUUCCUUAUGACUCGGGGAGCGCUUCCUGCUGUCUUAAUCGCACAGAAACUCUGUCAAUGACUUGUGUGAGAGGUGCUCUGGUUCCUAGGCCUUUUCCAUGAUCUUUGUGGUUCCGGUUUUGGAUUGGACUCUGCGGAGCAGAGAUGUAGUCUUCAUUGAUGCUCACUGCAGCAGGUCCUUAGUUCAUGCCGGAGGCUCUGUGUGGCUCUCCUCCAGCUCUUUGGGAAACUCAUGGGAACUCUGGUUGCUGAGAGUCGUGUAUCAUUGGGGUUUGAGUGGUCCUGGGGGUUUUGGUAUUCAUGAAGCUGUGGGCUUGCUUAUGGAAGGAGUGCUUCUACAUUGAGUCAAUAGGCUUGACAUCAGAUGUUUCUGUUCUCUUGUUGGAGGGCUCUGGAAGUCUCAGGAUAUUUUUCAGAUUUCAUGAUGGUUUGAAGGUAGAGCUGGAUGGUGCCAUAGCCUCAGGGUGAAGCAGAGACUUCACAACAAAAAGAAUCUUGCUGUUUCCUUUUCCAGUCUCAGACAUCCAGUUUCCACAACGUGCCUCUUCCCUGCAGGGUGGAACCCCUGGGAAACAUUAAGUGGGGGAGGUGAGUGAUGGCUGGCUGUAUGUCCCCAGAUCUUGCAGACUCAGGGUGUCGCUCCCCUUUAAAUGUGGCUGUGAGUCUAGUGAAGGUGUGAAGUACCUGUGGAACUAACUUCUGGCUUGUCACCCCUGCCCUCUCUCGGAGGACUGUGGGGGGAGUAGCUUUUUAAAAAGGCUAUGUUGGUUUGGUUUGAAACACUAAACUACAAGCUGACCUAUUUAUUAUGUACAAGAAAGGUAAGUCUGUUUUAUGAAGACAGACUAGAACUGGACACUCUGGGAUGUGAUGUUUCAGUGAUGUGCAAUAUGCUUUGCAGCUACAGAUGAUAUUUUAUGUUUAAUCUGUAAAUAAGAAAUGUAUUUAAAUUAAAGGGGAGCCUUUUUUUGGGUAAAAGGACCAAAUGUUCUUUUAUAAAUGUAUUAAGGAGGACUACCUUGCUCUUUGAAAUUUAUUAGGGUUUUUAUGAGUAAUUUGUAUUAAAAGAUUCUUUUUUCCAA